Quercus robur (English oak) is the source of this 1092-nucleotide messenger RNA. RefSeq names its product cytochrome b561 and DOMON domain-containing protein At5g47530-like. Lineage: Eukaryota; Viridiplantae; Streptophyta; Magnoliopsida; Fagales; Fagaceae. The transcript has a single exon. The coding region runs from base 372 to 938 and encodes 188 amino acids. The record is from RefSeq and is a predicted model, not a curated record.
AAGAAUUCAUGAUGCUAUAAUGAAGACAACUCUCAUGACUAUUCUACUUCAAUUCAUUAAGUUCACACUGAGAUUGAAAAAAUUCACAGAAGUUCACACUCCAACCAUAUUUUACACUUCACUAAACACUUCUAUUAAAAAGGAGAAAAACCCUUUUACGCUUUUAUCAAAACAGCCGCUAGCUUUUACAAAAUCAAGGAUCGAAUGCUUGUCUAAAUUUGAUAAAAAUUUCUUGGUUCCAUUCAAGCUCUUUGGAAAAUAUUUCAGCAUUAAAGCUUAUUUGACCCAACAGUUUACUCCAAAUCCUCAAACCCACUUCCCCAGCAGAAAAUCAUUGUAAUCCUAAGCUCCUAGAUAUUCAUCAGUAUCCCAUGGCAUUGACCUCAACACCCAUCCUGAUAAUUUGCAUUGUCAUCUCUCUAGUCUACAUUUCCUCUGCUCAAACCUGCUCAGACUACACCUUUUCAACUAACCGAGCAUUCAAUUCCUGCAUUGACCUUCCAGUAUUACAGAGCCAUCUGCACUGGAACUACAUUCCAUCCACCAGAAGCAUUCAGAUUGCUUACAGAGCAACUCAAACUUCUACAGGAUGGAUUGCAUGGGCAAUCAAUCCAACUGGAACAAGCAUGAUUGGAUCGCAGGCUAUUGUUGCUUUUCUCAAUGCUAAUGGGACUAUGACAGCUUAUACAACACCAAUAACCAGUUACAACCCUUCAAUGAAACAAGCAGCUCUUAGCUUUCGGGUUUCAAACAUCUCAGCAACAUAUGCCAAAAAUGAAAUGACUAUUUUUGGUGUUGUGGGCCCACUAAAAAAUGGAACAACUGUUAAUCACGUCUGGCAAGCUGGAAGUUCGGUUGUAAACAGUAUCCCUCAGAUGCAUCCAACAUCAGGCCCCAACAUUCAAUCGGUAGGUAUUCUAGAUUUUCUUUCAAGGUAGAAACAAAAAUUAGACUCUAGAAUGGCUGUCCUCAAGUUUGCCUCCUUCAAUACUUUAAUUUUGCUAUGAAUAUGUUUACCAACAUUACAUGUUUUCACAUGAUCGUUAAUGUAGACUCUGCAGAUAUAAGAAUUUUCAGUGACGUCUACUUUAA